Molecule: messenger RNA, 2124 nt
Organism: Trichophyton benhamiae CBS 112371
Lineage: Eukaryota; Fungi; Ascomycota; Eurotiomycetes; Onygenales; Arthrodermataceae
Exons: 4
Coding region: 1-2124 (707 amino acids)
Cellular component (GO): nucleus
Source: RefSeq, a predicted model, not a curated record
AUGGCUUUGGUUACAUAUUCAGACUCAGAAGGCGACUCUGAUACCGAGACAAAACCCGUUGAGCAGCCUAAAGCGCCCCGCCAGGCUCCAAGCUCAAGCUCCAAACCCGCGUUCAAGCCGCUGGUUGACCGUGGCAACCCCAGAAAAAUCCUUGUGAACCUCUCGGAAGCCAAACCCAGCGACGGAACGGAUUCAGGGCAGGAUAAGGAAGAUGGCCCUGCGAGGAAACGGCUUCGUACUGAAGGAGGUGGGCUAUUCUCCGGAUUUAACGACAUGCUCCCUGCACCAAAAAGAUCCGCGCAGAAACCAGUCGAUAAGUCACAGGCCGCGGUCAAGAAAUCAAUGCCUUUUACUUUGAAGACAAGUGCAGAGCCUGGUUUUGACCGCAGCGAGAGAUCGGAUAGCUUCAAUAUGUCUUAUGAUGAGUUCGGCAAACCGUCCAGCAGCCAGGAUACUGCACAAACUCCAUCGGAAGAGGCCUCUCGAACGCCCAUGCCAGAGCCGGUGUUUGAGAAAAAAGGGAACGCGAUGAUGUUUAAACCGCUAUCCGUGGCUAGAAAUAAACCAAAAAGGAAGACGACGGCAGCCGCGCAGCCUGUUUCGACUCCGAAAGCACGGGCUGAAAACCCUCAGCCUCCCGUACAGCCAGAAGCAAGACCAGAAACGAAACAAAAAGUGAGCCUCUUUGGGCUUUCCAGUGGCACCGAAAGCAACCCAUCAACCGACAUCACUGCUCAAGAUGGACCAUACGAAUCUAUACUUUAUUCAACGUCGUCAGAGCCAUUAGGGGCACCCGAAACUGAAGUGCCAGAUGAUUCAACAGUCACAACGACCGCAGCUUACAACAAUUCACCCGCACCUGCGGCCUCCAGUGGGCCACAAGAUCUAGCCAGUGUUGCUAGUGAUCUCAACCUUUCGAAAUCGCAGAUGCGACAGCUGCUAGGACGUGAUCUAAAAGGUGCUUCUAGUAAAGUCAUUAACUUCAACACGGAUGAAGAGUACAAGUCCAACUCUGCCUAUCUGGCCAACACAUCCGAAGCCGAGCUCGCUGCUCAACAACAUAGACCUGUUAGGACUGUUGCACCUGGAAAGCACAGCCUGCACCAGCUCGUCAAUGCAGUGGCCAGCCAGGGCGAUGCACUGGAGGAGAGCUUUGCUACCGGGAAGCGGAACAAGAAAGAGGCGAGCGCAAAACCAUGCUACGUCGCUGAUCCCCGCUCGCAGAGCAGAUGCAAGAUGCCGCGGGAUCGAGCUGCGUAUCGAAAUGUCCGCCUUUAUGACGCCUCCACUGGCGCCCUCAUUGGAGGUUUUUAUCAGAAUGGCGCAAUUACUGAGGAAAAUCUCAUCUGGAUUCUGAGAAACGUGCUUUUAGCCACGCAGGAUGCAAAUACGUGGACUAUUCAGCAAAAAACCUCUGGAGAAACCGUUACACCUUCCAGCGAGCCAGUGAGGCCUGGAGACUAUGACAUCCAUUCAACAGGACCGAUCCAGGUAACCGGUGAGCCGUGGUUUGCCAGGAUCGCUAGCCACUCCGUCUCCGGCGGGGAGGACCAGUUCCGCGAUGGUGUUCGUGCUCGAGACGGCCGGUGCGUGAUAUCUGGGCGGAUCAAUCGCGGGGCGGAGUGGGACGACUGGGCAGGACUAGAGUCUGCCCAUGUGUUCCCCCUGGAGAAGGAGAGUCUCUGGGUGCAGCUAGGCUACGGGCGUUGGAUCACCAACAUGGACGAUGCUUCGGCAGAGCAUAAAAUCAAAUCUGUUCAGAAUGGACUUCUCAUGUCGGCGCAUUUUCACACGCGCUUUGAUCAAUAUUUGUUCUCAAUAAACCCAGAUGAUGGCUAUAAAAUUGUCGAGUUCGCAUUGGACAGCUGGGGGAUUGAUGGCCGGACGUUGGAUCCCGUUUGCCGUCAUCCAGCCACUACAGAUCGUGUAUCAGAUGAGCUGCUCCGCUGGCACUUCCGACAGGCCGUCCUUGCCAAUAUGCGCGGGGCGGGAGAGCCUAUUUUUGAAUCCGACUUCCCUCCUGGAUCCGAUAUGAUGGCAACAUUGCGCGAUGAGCUGUAUGGCAAGGAGAGAUUCGAGAUGGAGCUUGAGUCAAGACUACGACCUGGAACCACAAACAGCUAG